UCUUCUUUUUCUUGAAUACAGAAAGAGAAAAAAUUCAUUUUUAUUUUUAAUUUUUAUUACAAAUGUUUUUAUUUAAUUUUUUCUACUAUAUUCUUUACUUUUGUGUAAAUUUUUUCAAAUUCUAUUUUACUUCCAUCAUUUCAUUUUACUCUACUUCAGUGUACCCAGUUUUUAAAAUUUUCAAACAAUUUGCUUUUUUUUUCUUCCCUCCCUCCUUUUUUCUCUAAUCUAUGAAGCCACUUUCAACACCCAGACCAAAACACACCUAGGAUCUAGCAUCAUUUAUUCGAUUUUUUUGGUGUGUGUCUUUUUAAUUUUAAUAUUUUUUUAAUUUUAAUUUUUUUUAAUUUUAAUUUUUUCUACUUCAUUAAUUCCUUUUCUCCUUUCAAAAUGAUGAAACGAAGGAAUUCACCCCAAAAGGAAGAGCGGGAAGAAAUGAUAGCCAGGGACUUAACCAACACAGAUACAAGCGAGAUGUCUGAAACAGAAUUUAGAAUCACAAUAAUAAGAAUACUAGCUGGAGUUGAAAAUAGAUUAGAAUCCCUUUCUGCGGAGAUAAAAGAAGUAAAAACUAGUCAGGAUUAAAUAAAAAAUGCUAUAACUUAGAUGCAAUCACGAACGGAUGCCAUGGCAGCAAGGAUGGAUGAGGCAGAACAGAGAAUCAGUGAUAGAGAGGACAAACUUAUGGAGAAUAAUGAAGCAGAAAAAAAGAGGGAGAUUAAGGCAAAAGAGCAAGAUUUAAGAAUUAGAGAAAUCAGUGACUCAUUAAAAAGGAACAACAUCACGGAGUGGCCAACAGUCUGCAAAGCAACAUGCCUAAGUUUUAUUGUGACUACUGCAACACAUACCUCACCCAUGACUCUCCAUCUGUGAGAAAGACACACUGCAGUGGUAGGAAACACAAAGAGAAUGUGAAAGACUAUUAUCAGAAAUGGAUGGAAGAGCAAGCCCAGAGCCUGAUCGACAAAACAACUGCUGCAUUUCAGCAAGGAAAGAUUCCUCCUACUCCAUUCUCUGUUCCUCCUCCUGCAGGGGCGAUGAUUCCAUCUCCCCCUAGUCUCCCGGGUCCUCCUCGCCCUGGUAUGAUGCCAGCAUCCCAUAUGGGGGGCCCUCCCAUGAUGCCAAUGAUGGGCCCUCCUCCUCCUGGGAUGAUGCCAGUGGGACCUGCUCCUGGAAUGAGGCCGCCUAUGGGAGGCCACAUGCCAAUGAUUUCUGGGCCCCCAAUGAUGAGACCUCCCACCCAUCCCAUGAUGGUACCCACUUGGCCAGGAAUGACUCGACCAGACAGAUAAGGAGAGACAAGAACCUCUUUAUAUCCAUUUUAUAUUACUUGUUCUACUUCACCAGGAGAUCAUGGUGCUGUGACUCUGGGUGUUUUCUAACAGCAUGACAAGGAAGACUUGCUCCCCCUUCCUAUCAAACAGAGAAUAGUUUUUGCAAGGGAGUAGUGGGACAAAAAAAAAAAAAAAGUAAUUUCCAUUUGUAUCAUGAAAUGUGAAAAUAAAAUUGUCAACUAUU
Molecule: messenger RNA, 1518 nt
Organism: Acinonyx jubatus (cheetah)
Lineage: Eukaryota; Metazoa; Chordata; Mammalia; Carnivora; Felidae
Product: U1 small nuclear ribonucleoprotein C-like
Exons: 1
Coding region: 813-1292 (159 amino acids)
Biological process (GO): mRNA splicing, via spliceosome; spliceosomal snRNP assembly; mRNA 5'-splice site recognition
Cellular component (GO): nucleus; U1 snRNP
Molecular function (GO): pre-mRNA 5'-splice site binding; zinc ion binding
Source: RefSeq, a predicted model, not a curated record